Messenger RNA from Tricharina praecox, 999 nucleotides. RefSeq lists its product as uncharacterized. The coding region runs from base 75 to 635 and encodes 186 amino acids. NCBI's taxonomy places the organism in Eukaryota, Fungi, Ascomycota, Pezizomycetes, Pezizales, Pyronemataceae. The transcript has a single exon. The record is from RefSeq and is a predicted model, not a curated record.
GGGCUCCUGGGGACAAAGCAAGGCCAUGCCAAGCCUAAGCGCCACUGUGGAGUGGGGGGGUGGGAUGGGAUGGGAUGGGAUGGGAAUCAUGGAAAACUGACAGAAGCUUCAACACACACGGUGUGGUAGUGGUGGUGGUGGUGGACCACAGGCAUCCGUACUUGACACAAAAGGCGGCGGCGCGAAACCGUAUCCAUCGAGCCCAUCGAGCCCAUCCGGCCAUCGCUCUCCGGGAACGGGCUUCGGAUGCCCGACGCGGUGGUGGUGGUGGUGAUGGUGGCGCCGGCCAGGCUACUCUGGGAAUAUAUGUUCGAGUGAAUCGAUGGGGAUCGGAGAGAUGCGAUGUCCCUCCCCCCCCCCUCCCUCUCUCAUCGUCAUCGCCGGCAGAGGGGAGGGGGAUUCGGACAUCAUGCCUUACAUCAUCAGCAGCAUCAUCACUCCCCAGUUUCCACUUUUGGCGGAGGAAGGAGGAGGAGCUGGUGGUGGUGGUGGUCGUUGCGAUGGUUGGUAGUGGAGGUGGUGGUCACUGGUCACUGGUUGCGAUGGUGGUGGUGGUCGCGAUGGUGGCUGCUGCCGUUUCUGCUGCUGCGGUAGACGGGAAAGUUCUGUUUUGGGUGUCACGCGCUCAUUCCUAGCGUGUGAGCAUUCAUAAAUAAUUCCUCGUUCGGUGCUGUGCGGUACGGUGGAUGCGGUUGUGCGCUUCAGACCAGAAAUCCAGAUCAGAUCAGACAAGGCACAGACCACUUCACUUCCACUUCCACUUCGAUUGCGAUUUGAUUCGCCGCCGCCGCCCUAAAAAUGUCCCUAAAAUGAUUGAUCACGCAAAUGGAUCGUGGAUGGCAGCGGACGACGGACGUCGUCACGCCGUCAGCAGAGCAGAGCAGAGCAAAGCAAAGCAACAGACCGCCGUUUGCUGUUGCUCCUGCGCUGCUGCUCCUGCGCUGCUGCUGCUGAUGCCCCUUGUUAUCGCUAUCGGUGACAGGGGGGAGAGGGAGGGAG